AGUCCAGUGGGCGGGGCUAAGCGGUGUCCUCUCCGCCACAAAUGUUCAUGCCGUCUCCAUGCGAGAGUUCAGCCGCACCGCGCACUCUAGGAGCUUUCCUGUCUCAUAUCCAUGUUCACUUUGGGUUGGAUGUCGUCUUGAUUGAACAAUAGACGUGAUGGUUUCAUCUUUGGACAACUUUUUUUUUGGAAUGUAGGACAUCUGUUUUGCGUCGUCGCCUACAGCUUCUACGUGUGUUUGACCUGCAUUUCACACACGCCAGCAGCGCACUUCCGACUUUCUGGAACAAAUGAUUUCCCUACUCCCGGAAUCAAACGCGAGUGUGUUUUCUAAUCAUGGCAGACUUGGUAACAGAAAACAAAGAGGACUUUGUUGGGACAAAUGAAGAUUCACAACCUUAUCUUUUUGAAACUAAAUAAGUGGAGGAUGAACUGCUGGUUAUAGAAGCAAGCACAAAGAAGAAGUUGAAACGUUGGAGCAGACGGAAGCCGAGAGCAUGCGACAUGGUCACUUUGCAAAUCUGGAACUUUGAGCCAAGCUAUGCCGAAUUAAUGGAUUGCUUACCCAAAUCAACUGGAAACAUCCCCGGCCAGCUGGACCAAACGGACAACUGUCCAUCGAGAGUUGCCGUUUGUUCGUACGCUAAUGUGCGCUAGUUUUGUGUGAGGGUGCGCUCAGAUGAGGUCACUACAAACGAGACUUGCGAGACUCGAGAGAGAGCCUGGAUGGGAAAGAGCGUGAGUAUGGACAACCUUUCUGACUUCGGCGGACCCUGUCCUUCCAGCCGCAGGGAAUGGGAUACCAGCAGCUGCGUGGAUGAUUUAAUGGAUGAAGAUGAAAAAGACAGGGCAAAAAGGGCAUCCCGAAACAAAUCAGAAAAGAAGAGAAGAGACCAGUUCAAUGUGCUCAUCAAGGAGCUAUGCACCAUGCUGCAGGGCCAAGGCCAUCCUCGCAAGAUGGACAAGUCCACCAUACUACAAAGAACCAUUGACUUCUUGCAGAAACAAAAAGAUAUCAGUGCACAGAAUGAAACGUGUGAUGUCAGACAAGACUGGAAGCCUUCAUUCCUCAGCAACGAGGAGUUCACGCAGCUCAUGCUAGAGGCGCUAGAUGGCUUCUUGGUAGCAUUAACUACGGAUGGAAACAUCAUAUACGUGUCGGACAGUGUGUCUUCCCUUAUUGGACAUUUGCCGUCAGAUAUGGUGGACCAAAAUAUCUUAAAUUUCCUCCCGGAGCGGGAACACGGGGAGGUGUACAAGCUGCUAUCAUCCCAUAUGCUGAUGACUGACCCCAUUGCUGCUGACUUCUUGGCCAGUGAUGCACAUGUAGAAUUUUGCUGUCACCUAGCCAGAGGGAACAUUGAUCCAAAGGAGCCGCCUGUGUACGAGUAUGUCAAGUUUGUUGGAGAUUUCAAAUUUCAUAACAAUGUGCCUACAUCCUCUUGUAAUGGGGUUGAAUUGACGUUACCAAGAAGCCUGCAAUCAUCGCUGGAGGAGCAGGUCUGCCUCAUUGCUACUGUUCGAUUAGUCACCCCGCAGUUUGUCAAGGAUUUGUGUAACGCGGAUGAUCCUUGUGAUGAAUUCACAUCGCGGCACAGCCUCGAAUGGAAGUUCCUGUUUCUAGAUCACAGAGCUUCUCCAAUCAUAGGAUAUUUACCCUUUGAGGUUCUUGGAACGUCUGGCUAUGAUUACUAUCACGUGGAUGACUUGGAGCUUAUAGCGCAAUGUCAUAAACAACUGAUGCAGUUUGGAAAAGGUAAAUCCUGCUACUAUCGCUUUCUGACAAAGGGUCAGCAGUGGAUUUGGUUGCGGACGCACUACUACAUCACGUAUCACCAGUGGAACUCCAAACCAGAGUUCAUCGUGUGUACUCACACUGUUGUCAGUUAUGCUGAAGUGCGAGCUGAAAGGAGGCGAGCGUUUGGCCUUGAAGAGUUGUCUCCACCUGAGAUUGCUCCCUCUUCUGUGAAGGCCCAGGAACUGUACUUGGACAUGUGCUCCACAUUGGACCCACCACGGGACAGAAACAGCGGCGCACGUUCGGUAUCCUCCCACAGCUCCCGGAAGUCCUCCCACACAGCCCUGUCAGACUCUGCAUCAGCAACAAACUCGUACACAGAGACCUGCACGCCGUCAUGGCAGGCUGCUUCUAUCGGCUCCGAGAGAACGCCGGCCAGACAAGCUGGGAGUUCAAAGAAUUUGACCCAAAGACAAAAUUCCUUUGACCUGGUCCCCCAAAUGAGCCUCCCUGUUUCCCCUCCCUGCAGCAAGCACUCAGCGAUGCAAACGCAGCAGCAGCAGCAGCAGCAGCAGUCACCGUCGUCAUCUGUGUUCCAGCUGCAGGAGCCUCAGCUUGGUGUCAUGAACCAGCUGAAGGAACAAUUGGAGGAGCGGACACGCAUCCUGCAGGCUGACAUUAAGACGCAGCAGCAGGAGCUCCACGACAUCAAGGAGAAGCUUCACCUUGCUAAUCUUCAGAUGUUGCUACAGCAGCCUGUCCACAAUGAAUUUGGCCAACAGCCCCAGCAACAGGGCCCAGGCAGGCCCAGCCCGCAGAGCCAAUCAGGGGUCAUCAGGCAGCUCCCAAGCCACCCGAAAGCACCGUCAUGCGGGGCUCACAGUUCGUCCCCUCAUUCGCUGCUGAGGGAGAACAGCUCUCCCUCAUCAACACAGAGGAUCUCCCGGAGCGGCCAGGUGCAGUCAGUGAGUUUGCCGGUGCAGACCAACACGAGUCUGACCAUGCCCUUCUACAGCAACCCCAUGAUGUUCUCUCAGACCAACACCAGGCCUCUACACGAUGCAAACCAAAGACACACGGACAACAGCGAGUUUAACCAAGAUGGACAACUACGCAGCAUGCUCCUCAACCAGCCAAUGCAGACGCUGGUUCCCACCAGCAGCGGGUCCUCGCAGCCUUCCCAGCAGUGCAACAUGGGCAUUCCCCAGACCCUAUACACCUUGGAUCAGCAGAUCAUCACGCCUUCAUUCUCCAUGCAACAGGUCAACUGCAACGCCGUGCUCGUGCCGUCUCAGGUCUUCACGUCGCCCAUCAUGAUCCCGCACAACAGUUUCAUCUCCCACCAGUCGCAGUCAAGCUACCAGGCUCAGCCUCAGGCCUCACAUCACUCCCUACAGCUGCAGCAGCCUCAGCAGUUCUUUCAGAUGACUCAAGGACUUGUGCACAGCGGGUCGACUCCAGCGUUCUUACACACCGCCAACCUCCAGCAGCAAAGCACCGUGGGAUACAUCCAGCAGCAACAGCAGCCGCCGCAAUCACAGCAGCAACAAAGACAAUACCAACUUUCCCAAAACCAGAAUGCGAACGUUUCAGACUUCAGAAAUAUGCUAACGCGGUAGCAUUGUGGAAACUGGUAUCCAACUCUGCAGCAAAACUGACCCGAGCGGCCAGAACAUUCAAUGUGAAGCCGCUGGUUCACAGCACGACGAUGUGUUGGAGUUCAACAACAGUAAGAUGCGGCACGGAGCAGACGUGACUAAAGAAUGUGGUGAUGAGAGGCAGGGCCUUUCAUCACCAGCCUGCGACAGGCUGAGUUGUCAUCGAAACAAAUGGAUUUAUCACAGCUCUCAUGAGGACGCCACUUUCAUUUCGCACUUUGGUACCACACCCCACCCAGAAGUAGAAUAUUUAUUUUUGUUUCUAAAGUUAAUAUUAAAUGUUCCCACUAAAUAAUG
This is a messenger RNA of Entelurus aequoreus (snake pipefish), 3692 nucleotides long. RefSeq names its product neuronal PAS domain protein 2 (gene npas2). Gene Ontology annotation, cellular component: CLOCK-BMAL transcription complex; cytoplasm; nucleus. NCBI's taxonomy places the organism in Eukaryota, Metazoa, Chordata, Actinopteri, Syngnathiformes, Syngnathidae. Bases 726 to 3356 code for a protein of 876 amino acids. The record is from RefSeq and is a predicted model, not a curated record. Gene Ontology annotation, biological process: regulation of transcription by RNA polymerase II; circadian regulation of gene expression. The transcript has 23 exons. Gene Ontology annotation, molecular function: protein dimerization activity; RNA polymerase II cis-regulatory region sequence-specific DNA binding; DNA-binding transcription factor activity, RNA polymerase II-specific.